This is a messenger RNA of Racocetra fulgida, 514 nucleotides long. Lineage: Eukaryota; Fungi; Glomeromycota; Glomeromycetes; Diversisporales; Gigasporaceae. The record is from the annotation of a GenBank genome assembly.
AUGAAAAAAUCCUGGCAUCCGCUCUUGAUUAAAAAUCAAGAACGGGUGUGGAAGGAAGAGCAGAAGGCAUUGGAAGAACAAAAAAAGCUAACCCAAUUAAUGAAAGAAAAAGAAGAAGAAAGACAGUUGCAAGAAUUGAGAAAAUUACAGGAGAGUGCUGGCGGAAAGAAAGGGCCAGAAAGAUUGGACUGGAUGUACGCGGCAGGUCCUAAUCAAUCUAGUUCAGCCAAAGCCCAAGAAUUGGAGGAUUUCUUGUUGGGAAAAAAAUCUGUGGAUAAACUUAUUGAUAACGGCACAGCUUUGAUCACGACAAAUAUAAUCACUCAAAAAGGCGAUAUCGGUCUCGCAGUAGGUCUAUAUCUCCCCCAAGAAAACGUGAUAGGCGUAGCAGUCCUAUACGACGGAAUUAUCAUGAAAGGAAUGAUCAUCCAAAUGAUGGACGAUGCCAAAAAACUUACAGAAGAACGUAGGAAACGUGUAGAUGACGUCAAUAGGGAAGAAAAGGAAGAGGAAA